Molecule: messenger RNA, 2619 nt
Organism: Sphaerulina musiva SO2202
Lineage: Eukaryota; Fungi; Ascomycota; Dothideomycetes; Mycosphaerellales; Mycosphaerellaceae
Exons: 3
Coding region: 95-2332 (745 amino acids)
Biological process (GO): N-terminal peptidyl-methionine acetylation
Cellular component (GO): cytoplasm; NatB complex
Molecular function (GO): protein-N-terminal amino-acid acetyltransferase activity
Source: RefSeq, a predicted model, not a curated record
AGGGGAAUAACAAAAAGGGGGAAAAUACCGAGACCUAGUUGCCGGGGCUACAACCCGCCAUGGAUAGCUGAAGACUUCUUACACCAUCUCAGCCAUGGCCCGGUAUCCGACGUACGAGGAAUAUGCCAAGGAUGGAAAGUUCCAAGAAGGCAUCAAACGCUGCGACGACCUGCUCAAGAAGAAUCCCAAGGACGUGACCCUGCUCACCACCAAACUGCAACUGAUAUGUGCCUCUCGACCGGACGAUCCCGAAGGACCUCGGAUACUCGACCAACUCGUCGCCACUCAGCCUGCUAUUCAAGACCUGAACGACCUAGUGUCGAUCGAAUUGGCCGUUGCGGACUCGUUCAGCAAUACCUACCCACCUCCGAGAACGCUAGGGCCCGUCAUCCGUAAGCUCUGGGAUAACGCAUACAAGGCCAACAGUAAUGGCCACUAUCGAUCAGAACUCCUGGCACUCCGCUACCAGAGAGCCAUCUACGACAACCGGAUAGAGGAUGUGCAACAGACACUUAUCCAGCUCAAGCAGUCUCAGCCGAAGAAUCGCGCAGUCUACAUGGCCCAUGCCGCCUACACCCAGCUUCUUUCGACUACCAAGGACGACUUGCAAUCCAAGCUCGCACUGGGACUGGCUCGGAAAGCAGUGAGCGAAAAAUUUGAUGACGAUCGGACGCUUGAUUGCAGAGUGGCAGGGCAGAUCUUUGCUCUGCAGAAGAGUGAACAGGAUCUCGAAGGUAUUCGAGAACGGCAGGCAUUCCGAGAAAGCAAGCAGGUCUAUGAUGCAUUGCAGCUACAUCGACAGCAGCAGCCCAUAACGAGCGAUUCGCGGAAUGUUUCAACCGAAUCGCCAAGAGAGUGGCUCGAGGGCAGAGCCGAGGAGAUGAAGGCCGCUUUCAAGCAGCUUCUUGAUACUGAUGCAGCUGUGGAAGGAUACGAGGCGUUUGUGGCUAAGGCAAUCCAGCUUUUACAUACCGCGACUACUACCUUGGACCUUGGUGUGCGCAAAAGGGCAGCAGCGGAGCCUUGCUAUCUCGCCAUUUCUGGACUGGUCAAGCUAUACUCGGAAUUCAAAGGCAAACAGGCCUACCUGCUCCAAGCAGCCUUUCUGGCAGAGCAGCUGCUCAAGUUCGAGCCAGAGGUACAUGAGGCUCGGCUGAUCCUAGUGUACUUGUACAUGCGACUUGGGUUAGGCAGCGAAGCGAUGCGCUUGUUUGAUUCGCUGAGCAUCAAGGAAGUCCAAUAUGAUACUGUGGGCCACACACUGUUCACAAGAAUCAGCACAACACAUCCUUUCCGGACUGCAUUACCGAACGGACACUUCUUCGAGCCGCAUGAUAAGACGAACAAGGCACUCCAAGUGCCGCCCCGACACGAGAAUAAGCUCUUCGAAGCUGAGGCUGCUGUGCUCGAACACAAGCAAACAGGCAUGAUUUUUGAGCUGAAUGGGCUGCGAGAUGAGAUCCGGCUCAGCUUCAUGCGGAGAGUCACGCUGCUGGAACAUCGCCGAUUAGCUCGUCUUUCGGGAAAAGGAUAUGGUCGAGGCACAAGCGAUACUGGGCCCAGAGUGAUCGCUGCUUGGACGAAUCUGAAAGACAACCGAGACUUCAAUGCCACUUUCAACUUUGGCUUCAACGUGGAGAAAGCUCUUCAAGGCAACGAGACGCGAAGUGCUGAUUCUGAACAUGUUGGCAUGUUGCCCGGGCGAGUGUGGCUAGUGUACAACCUGGCGAUGGAUCAGGCCCACUCCCUCGCCUCGAAACAGAUCCCACUCAUCACAGACAGCCUCGUCGACACUCUCCAAACCGCUCUCGACGACGAAAAAGCCACGGCACAACUCACACAAGCCGAACGUCUAUCAGCCCACGCCGUCUGCACCCUCCUUCCCAUUCUCGACGCCAUCAAAGCCUCGAAGCCGCCCACCAAAGACGACAUCGACCUCCUCACCCUUCAAAUCGAAAAACUCAACAUCUCCACCCUCUGCGCCUCCCACGACCCCCUAGCUCAAACUCUCCACGCAUGCUACGUCUACAUCGACUUCCUCCUCAUUAUCGUCCGAACCUGCAACAAUCUCGCCUCUGGAACUGUACUUCCCGAAAUCACCACCUUGCACGCCAUGUCUUUCGCACAUGUCCGAAAACUGCAAGAAUACGCGACGAAAAUUUCCGCACAAGCAAAGUCGAAGCACAGCUCCAACGCAUUAAUUGCAUUGAAAGAAAACGAGACAAUCAUGUUGUUUGGAGAGAAAGCUUUGGACGACUUUGCUCAGAGAGUCGCGGCGAGUGCAAAGGAUGGAUGGGAUGGUAUUGGCAAGAUUGUCAUGCCAGAGAGUUGACUCGUGAAAAUUUUACCUCUGGUGGUAGUGGUCAUCACCAUCAUGUCAGCAUUGUUGGUGUUGUCGAAGUACACCACCUCCCCAAGUCCUAUUCGCUUCCGGUAAGAGUGAGAUAAGAUCGUGAAAAAGAGUCCAAUUUGUCGAAUACGUAGAUGGAUAUAUCGGGAUUCUUUAUAGAAGAAAACAACCAAACAAACAAACGCCCAGCUCGUCGCAGAGAUCCUACCUAAGCUUAGUUUUUUUUCUCUCAGUAUACUUCACUUCACAUUGCCUACCUGGUACUUUCU